AUGAGAAAAAUAACUCGAAGUUUAUUUUGCACAUUAUUUGCAGUAUAUGAAGUGUUCAAAGACUCUAUUGUCGAAAAAUGGGAGGCUAGAAAACGUCUUGAUGAAGACGAGGAAUAUGACGAGUUAGAAAAGAACAUAACUAAAAUUGAAAGUGAAAUUCCUUGUUUAUAUGCUGAUCCUUUGAGAAACAAUGAACUACAUCAGAAGUUCCGUAAUUCUUCUAUGGUUUAUGCUGAAAUUACAUAUGCAACUGCUGAAAAAAUUCGUGAGAUUGAGACUCUAAGGUUUCGUUUGCUCAAAUUUUUGCCAUCACAUAAAAGAACUCAAACCGUUUUGGAUGCGAUGAAGAGAUUUGCUAUUUUAUAA
Messenger RNA from Schistosoma bovis, 366 nucleotides. The record is from the annotation of a GenBank genome assembly. Lineage: Eukaryota; Metazoa; Platyhelminthes; Trematoda; Strigeidida; Schistosomatidae.